Molecule: messenger RNA, 924 nt
Organism: Pan troglodytes (chimpanzee)
Lineage: Eukaryota; Metazoa; Chordata; Mammalia; Primates; Hominidae
Exons: 2
Coding region: 155-763 (202 amino acids)
Source: RefSeq, a predicted model, not a curated record
GCGGCCGGAUCCCAGAUGCGCGCGUGCCGCCGCCGCGGGGACUGCGCCCGUUUGCCUGCCCCUCGUCGGGGAUCGGGCGCUCCCUCUGAGACCUGAAAGGGCACCCAAGUGCCCCCUGUCUGCGAAGUCCGGCGCGGGCCCUUCGGCGCCCCCGAUGUCUCUAGGCUUCCGCAGGAGGCGCCCUGUAAAUCUUGAGUCUUCCUGCAGCGAGGGGGCACAGGACAGCUGCGAAUUGGGACGAACGAGCCCAGAGCCCCGGGAAGGAUCAGAACCUCGAAGGCGGCUUCAAGUCGGCCCCGCAGCCCGAGGUGACCGUGGGCGGUUACGUUGCCCGAGCUCGCCCCCUCCUCCUGAGCGCAGGUGCCCGUGGGACAUACACCCGCCCACCUGCUCCGGAAAGUUCCCUCCAGAAGGGAGUUCCCGCGCCACCGAGACCCGGGAGCUCCCGAUCAGACUCCCAGGCCGUGAAAGGCGUUAUCGGACAGGGCCCAGAGGCGCCCCCACCGCAAGAAGAAAGUCUGGGGUUCUCACCGUGUGCCAGUUGUUUGGAAUCCUUAAGCGUGCAAAAGCUUUGAACAGAAGAGUUCACAAAGGAACCAGGGUUGUCUUAUGGCAUCAGUUACGCCAGAGCCUCUGGGUCAUCCACAUCAGGAGCAGAAGCACUUGUUGGUCCUGCUGCCACGGUUUGGGCGCCCAACACGCCCGCGUCCACCUCGUCCUCUCCUGCCACCAUGUUCUGGGCGGCCAAGGUCUCCAAACUUGAUCUCCAGCUGAGAUGUUAUAUCAUCUGCUGGCUUCUGGAAAUGAUGGUCCAUAACCGAUUCUUCAGCAUGAGCCGCUUCACUUUUUGAUUUAUGAAGAACAAAUCCCUUCUUCCACUGCCCAUCAGCACCUUCAUUUGGUUUUCAGAUAUUAAAAUUUACU